Exophiala viscosa is the source of this 2058-nucleotide messenger RNA. RefSeq names its product Cupredoxin. Gene Ontology annotation, molecular function: oxidoreductase activity; copper ion binding. Bases 1 to 2058 code for a protein of 685 amino acids. The record is from RefSeq and is a predicted model, not a curated record. Lineage: Eukaryota; Fungi; Ascomycota; Eurotiomycetes; Chaetothyriales; Herpotrichiellaceae. The transcript has 5 exons.
AUGCUGGCGAUCUCGGCUUUGCUGUUGUGCUUCCUGCUCUUCACAACUUUCUCCCAGGGUCUCCCAAACAAUCCCGGAAUCUUGGAUGACAGUCUGGCUUUUAUACAGAAUCCUGCCGUCGAGAAGCGUCAAACAUCAGCAAGCCCUGCCUCGGCUUCACCAACGAGUGUGUCGACCUCCGCACCACUCAGUGUUACCCCACCGUCUGCCACAACCACUGUCACGUACACUGGCACUCCUAUCAUUGGAACCGCGCGUCUGCCUGCUUCCAUGUCAAAGAUCCUGUUUCCCUCAGAUCUGCCCUGGGUCGGGUUCCCAAAACAGACAGCGUCGCUGGGAAACAAUGCUCUGUCUCAGGCGCAAACCAAUGGCAACUCUCUCUUAGGGACGUUGCUUGCUCAGACAUUCCUCCGCUUCAUCGGUGACAUUCUUGGACUUCUGGGGGCAGGCUCCCUAAUUCCACCACCUAGUGGCUUUCCCUGGGGCUUACUAACAGCUGCUGGUACGAACCCAUACACAAACGCACCAACGACUGGGAUUGUACGUUCAUACAACUUUGUGGUCUCCAGAGGCAUCAUUGCUCCUGAUGGCGUUGAGCGAUCUGCGCUAGUCAUCAACGGAGGGUUUCCAGGCCCUACUAUCGAAGCUAAUUGGGGCGACACUAUUCAGGUCACCGUGACAAACAACAUUACCGGUCCGGAAGAGGGUACCGCAUUACACUGGCAUGCCCUCCUUCAGAAGGGUACUCCUUACGAAGACGGCGUGCCGGGCAUCUCACAGUGCCCUAUUUUACCAGGGCAAACCUAUACAUACUCUUUCAAUGCGGACUUGUAUGGCACAACCUGGUAUCACUCCCAUUACAGCGCACAGUACGCUGGUGGUGCACUCGGGCCGAUCAUCAUACACGGACCCCUUAAUGCAGCCUACGACCAAGAUUUGGGCCCUUUCACCCUUGUGGAGCAAGUCAUGGGUACCAAUCUCGCCCAGGUUGCACCCCCUUCUGUCAAUAACCUCAUUAACGGGAAAGGCGUGUUUGACUGCGCCAUGACCAACUUGACUUGCACCCCGAAUGCGGGUUUGUCCAAGCCCCAAUUCACUUCUGGGCGAUCUUAUCGACUUCGCUUGAUCAACGCCGGAGCUGAAGGCAUACAACGUUUCAGCAUCGACGAACAUGUUUUGCAGGUCAUUGCGUACGAUCUUGGCCCCAUUCAGCCGUACACAACGAAUGUAGUUACGCUCGGCAUUGGGCAAAGGGCGGAUGUGAUUGUCCAUGCGAAUGGCUCAAGGGCUGACACUUUCUGGAUGAGGUCUACAAUAAGCUCUACCUGCUCCGUCACUAAUCAGCCAAACGGUCUCGCCAUUGUAUACUACCAGAACGCGAAUUCCAACACGACCCCCAACUCAACUGCUUGGCCGAUUGAUGAUAGCAGGUGUGCAAACGAUCCCCUGAACAUGACCCUUCCGUACGAAGCAAUAACUCCACCCAGCCCAGACACGACGGUCAAUAUUGCUCUGAACUUUGAGAUCAAUGCUACGGGACACUUUCUAUGGACCAUGAAUGAUUCCACUUUCCGCGUCAACUACAAUGACCCUAUUCUAUUGCUUGCAGAUGCUGGCAAUGACAGCUAUCCGUACGUUCCGGAAUGGAAUGUCUACAAAUUCGGCACCAACAAGAGCUUCGUCAUUGUCAUCAACAAUCAGUCACCUGUUGCUCAUCCGAUGCACAUUCAUGGUCACAACAUGUACGUUCUGCACGAGGGGGUGGGUAGUUGGGACGGCAGUACAGUCCGACCAAAUAAUCCGAUGCGACGGGAUGUACAGUUGUUACAACCCAGUGGCUAUAUUGCAAUCGAGGUCGUUGCGGACAAUCCGAGUGUAUGGCCAUUCCACUGUCACAUUGCCUGGCAUGUUAGCGGAGGCCUUUAUGUGAAUAUACUGGAGCGUCCUGAUCUCAUACUCUCGCAAGUCAAAGUCCCGACCAGUGCCAGCAACCUCUGCACCAGCUGGAAUGCUUUUACCAGCAAGGACAUGGUUGACCAGAUUGAUUCGGGCCUUUGA